Molecule: messenger RNA, 2302 nt
Organism: Exophiala dermatitidis NIH/UT8656
Lineage: Eukaryota; Fungi; Ascomycota; Eurotiomycetes; Chaetothyriales; Herpotrichiellaceae
Exons: 2
Coding region: 132-2132 (666 amino acids)
Biological process (GO): positive regulation of transcription by RNA polymerase II
Cellular component (GO): nucleus
Molecular function (GO): transcription cis-regulatory region binding; DNA-binding transcription factor activity, RNA polymerase II-specific; zinc ion binding
Source: RefSeq, a predicted model, not a curated record
CCUCUUUCCAUUUGCCGUCAUACGGCAGUCAUCGCCAACGACCAUGCAGGAUAUGUGGCCUGAUUCAUUUCGCAACGCAGUUUCUUCAAGCCAUGACUUUAUGUGCUAAACUCUGUUUGCUUUUGUGAGCCAUGCCAGCAGCGGGAAAGACCGCCAAAUCCAGAUCUGGUUGCAGUACAUGCAAACAACGAAGAGUCAAAUGUGACGAAGGCAAGCCAUCUUGCAGGCAGUGUACUCUCAAAGGUCUAGAGUGUCCCGGAUACGCGACAAGGUGGAAAUGGUCGAGCAAACAUGAACGGCACUGGCGCUCAAGUCUUCAACCUCAACCUGCUCCUGUUCCAGACAAGAAGAGAGCCUCAUCCGUUGUUUCUGGUGGAAAUCCAGAGAUAGCGACCUCACCACGACGUCGUCAUGACGAGGCGCCAGGCGAUAACGACAAUCAUGACAAGCCCAACACCGAGACCACUAAUAUUGAACCCCCUGUUCCCACUGAUGCUUUCAGUCAGUGGGCAGAACAAGCAUCGUUGCAGGAGCAGGAAGAAAACGUGUCGCUGCCUGCAGUGCAGUUUCCAAGCCCCCAAGACAGCUCUACUCAGCAAUCGCCGACAGCAUCUCGCCGACCAUCCCUCGCAUUGGGUCGAUAUUCAUGGCAACCCCUGGACACCAUACUCAGCAACACCCAGAUUCAGGUUGAUCUCUUCACGCAGGAUAUAUGCAAGUCUCUGUCAGCAUUUGACUCAACAAACAAUCCGUUCAGAAUGGUAGCCAUGUCGCGAGCGCGAGAGUCGCUGCUAUUCUUUUCCUUAUGCCGCUAUAUUACCGCGGCUUUCCUGAACUCUGGUGCUGUGGACACCGCAGCCACUCUAGCAGUACAAAAUGCGCAGGCCGAAAUAUUGUAUCGAUUGCACAACGAGAUUGCCCAAUUGAAGAGACCGACGAGAACAAAAAUCGAGGAUGUCCUGAUGGCUAUUAUCAUGUUCGGUCUCACGACGAAUUGGGACGGUUCCAACAAUCCGAGUAUCUUUCAUUACAAUGCAGCAAUGCAGUUGUACCAACAAGCAUAUGGAGGCAGCUGGCCGUAUGCACCUUAUAGCGAGUAUCAGCAAUUCUUCGUCCAUGCGUUGGUAUAUUGGUGGAUGGGUCUUGCAUUUGUCACAGACACCACCAAAGAAUGUCUACUGGAACCUCCACCUUCCCAGCAUGAUGUUGCUAAUCAUAGCGAAACUAACAUGCCGGAAAAGAGAAUCCCUCACCCACUGGCUGGGGUAUCGCCUGAGGCGCAACGGGUCCUAGGGCAGGUGGGUUUGUUGAUCCAUGCACAAAGGCUAAGGUGCCGACGUAAGCCCUUUACCAGUAUGAACCAACUUCAAAAGGAAUACGAGGCACUACAACAAGCACACAGUCUAGAGGAGGAAGCAUUGUCUCUGGAGAUGCCAAGAGCGGAUGAUUUUGUUGACGUCGGUGAUACGGAGACUCCUAUACAACACCUCAUCAACAUCGCGGAAGUUUAUCGACUCGCGGCUCUUAUUCUACUAUAUCGAUCAUUUCCAGAUCUCCUCGACAGCAGACUAGGAUUCCAAGAAGACCAACAUCAAAUCACUGAAUCCGCCGACGAGCGAAGAUUGCUGUGGGUGACUGCGCUUGCCACUCACGCACUCAACAUCCUCUGCCAAAAUGGACGGCGAUCGGGAACUCGCAGUAUCGAGCAAAUUCUGUUGAUCAUCAUUGCUGGGGAGUUGCAGAAGCGGACAUAUUCCCAACAUUUUGAACUGACCGAAGGGAGCGGUAGUUCAAGCUCGGGGCCCUUGAUAUCAGGCUUCGAUCCACUAUCGCCCCUUUCCACAAGCCCUUCAGAUCAACCCAUGGCUUUGAACAACCUAUCAGGCUAUGAAGCCGAGAAAAACAGUAUCGAGAGAUCAGUUUUGGACUCAGCCGAGACGAAUUGUAUCAUGAAAUCUCGCAACGCAGUUCUUGAGCGCCUGCAAGCCAUCCGCCAAGUCUUGCCCUACCGUUCAAUUGAAAUUGUGGAAGAGCUUGUGCUUAAAACCUGGGAGGCUGGUGAUGAUGGUAAUCCUAAUGUCUUCUGGAUGGAUAUCAUGAUUGACAAUGACUGGAAGAUUCUGUUGGUGUAGGCUAUGUCUUGGAGUCCAAGGAGCAGGAGUAUCAUUACCAUUAGCUAUUUCGCAAUCAAGCGGCCAUCUUGACGAGUAAAACUUGGUGCAAUCUUAGCCGCUCAUGUUCCACCACUGUAUGUCUUGGCUAAAUAUAUCCUGUAGCAUUCCGUUGCUAAAAUUGUCCGCCG